CUCCCAAGCGCGACCCAUCAACAGCUAUCUGCACUCCAUAAACACGCUCGCUUUUUAAUCAGUUAAACGGGUCUAUCAGUUUUUGCCGUUUUUUCCUUCCCGCUGGUGUAUUAGUCAGGUAGCCGGUUUUUGUUUGUCAACGCUUUUAAUUAACUCAUCUGCUGCCAAAUCCUAUGGUAUAGGGCUGGGAUGCCUGCUCACUGCGUUUUUACUUCUCAUAUGCGCACCCCAUAAAGGAAACCGCUCCGCUUAGUCGUGCACGCCCUCAGUGUUCACUGGCUAAAACGCGCCACUCUCCUACCGAGUAAAGUUGGCCAACGCUGGAAUAUCUGCGGGGGAAUUUACCAGAAGUCGUUGGAUGUGGUGGAAUAUCACCUUUGGACCGCGACGCAGCCCCGGAUCACUGAGCGGCACAUGUGAACGCAGCGUCUUGCGUUCCGUUGAUAAGGCAACCCGCAUUUGGAAAGAUGAGUCUGUCAGCACGGUAUCCAGAAUAACGUUACAGCAACGUUUCAACUUUGGGGUUGAAUUCCUGUAUCUCAUUUUGGAAUUUAGAAAGUUUUGAUUAUCUUUUAAGACAGUGGAUGUUUUAUGUUCGGCGUUUGGCAAGAUUUGGAGUUAUGCUUGGAUAUUUUACAAUUCAAUGCGUCGAGACCACCUUGGAGUGCUAACGAGCAACAAGGGAAAGAAAUACAUUUAUUUGGAGAGAAGAAUUUGCACCGGAGCACCAUUAUUUUCAGCUCCUUAACUCGGAUACCUUGUUAGAUUUACCAGGAUGUAUUUCUAUAUAUACGGCUUACUGCUGUUUUUUGCCGAAGUAGUGUUUUCCUCCGCCAGCUCCUCCGCCCUGCUGGUGCCCGUGCCGGGCCUCCCCGACACCGUGGACUGCGUCAAGGCCAGCGACAUGUGCAACCAGAGCCCCCAGUGCAGCUCGCGCUACCGCAUCAUGCGCCAGUGCCUGGUAGGCCGCGACAGGAAAUCCAUGCUGGCCAACAAGGAGUGCCAGGCCGCCCUGGAGGUUCUGCAAGAGAGCGCUUUGUACAACUGCCGCUGCAAGCGCAGCAUGAAGAAGGAGCUGCAGUGCCUGCAGAGCUACUGGAGCAUCCACAUGGGCCACAACGAAGGUGAGGAGUUCUACGAAACCUCUCCCUACGAGCCAGAUUCAUUCCGUCUAGGCUCCAUCCUCUCAGGUAAGGGUGCCUGUCUCUCAUCUCUUGUCUUUGGUUCCGUCUAGCCUCCAUCCUCUCAGGUAAGGGUGCCUGUUCCUCAUCGCUCGUCUUUGGUCACGUCAUCUCUUGCAUCUGCACUGAAUAAAACCCUAUUUCCUCUCCCUGUCCUGUGGCGUCAGCCUUGACCCACGGCAGCAUCAGUAUGACUUCACAAUAGCAGACAAAGUCUUGGAAACUAUAGGACUCUAAGAAUCUUAAACUAUAACUAACUCCUGAGUGACUAAGGGAUUUAGUAGAGCUGGGUAGCAACAGACAAUGACUCUCAUACAGUGUGCAUUUACCU
Molecule: messenger RNA, 1512 nt
Organism: Clupea harengus (Atlantic herring)
Lineage: Eukaryota; Metazoa; Chordata; Actinopteri; Clupeiformes; Clupeidae
Gene: gfra2a
Product: GDNF family receptor alpha-2-like
Exons: 3
Coding region: 776-1234 (152 amino acids)
Biological process (GO): nervous system development
Cellular component (GO): signaling receptor complex; external side of plasma membrane
Molecular function (GO): signaling receptor activity
Source: RefSeq, a predicted model, not a curated record